CUUCAAUUAAAUUAACUAAAUAUGAUGAAUAUUUUGGCUUUGUCUUUAAUCCUGUCCACCCUACUGGCGGCGGAGGUUUGGUCUCCGCCGCCGCCGGAGAACACCCAAGAUGUGAUCGUGAAAGAGGGUCACCGGGUUGUUGUGGUGGAGUACGACAAGGACCACGGGUGGAACACCAAGAUCUCCAUUUCUCCCCGCGUCGUUCCCGAGGAACGUACGGCGGCGGAGAAGACGGAGGAGGGCGGCGGGAGUGGCGAUCCCGAUCAUCGUUGGACGGAGAAGACGGGGGCGGCGAAUCCGAGAGAGCUGGUUUGUGAUGCCUUCGGCAAGUGCAAACACAAGAUCGCUAGCGCUUUGGGUAUGGCCAAAGAUGCCGCGGAGACGGUAGGGGAUGUGGCGGGGAAGGCGAGAGAAACCGCCGCGGAGAAGGCGUAUGGCGUGGAAGAGAAGGUGGAGGAGAUGAAACGCGGGGCGGGGGAGAUGGCGGGGGAGGCGGUUGACAAGGCGUAUCGAGUGGAGGAAGGGGCGAGGAGCACCGUGGGAGAGGGGUUGGGAAAGGCUAGAGACAAGGCCUCGGAGAUCGCCCGCGAGGCGGCUCACGCAGCUUAUAUGGUGGAGGAAGGGACUAGGUGCACCAUCGGCGGUGCGGUGGAUGUGGCUGGGGAGGCGGCCGGGAAGGCGUAUAACAUGGUGGGGGACGGUUUGGGAAAGGCUAAACACGGUGCGGUGGAGGUGGCGGGAGAAGCAGCUGAGAAGGCGCAUGACAUGAAGGAAAAGACGAGGCACGCCGUGAAGGACGGGUUUGGGAAGGCGAGAGACGCGGUGGCGGAGAAAGGCCACAAGGCAGCGAGUGCAGCCACAAAUGCGCCAAAGAGGGCGUACGAGGCGGAGGAGGAAGCGGUUGCCUCCGUCAAAGGCCAACUAUCAGCGGCAGCGGAGAGAGUGGAGGAGGCAAAGGAGACGGUGAAGGGCAAAAUCGUCAAGGUAGUAGAGGAAGCGUUGGGGAUGGCCAAUUUGGCGGGGCUAGCGACGGCAUACGGGAUGGGGGUGUGGGUGACAUUCGGGUCAAGCUACGUGUUGGCUCGGGCUCUCCCAAGGCAACAAUUCGGGCUCGUACAAAGCAAAAUUUACCCGACCUAUUUCAAGGCCAUGGCUUAUAGCAUCGGGAUGGCUCUCGUAGGCCAAUUCCUGAUGAGUUGGCCAAGGGAGAACGAGUACGAGAAGUUGGUGGGCCUCGUCAACCUUCUUCUCCCACUUGUCUUCGUCUUGGUCAAUUUGCUCUACUUGGAGCCUCGCGCCACUAAGGUGAUGUUUGAGAGAAUGAAGUUGGAGAAGGAAGAAGGAAGGGGCAAAGAUUGCACGACGCCCGUGGCGGACCCCACGGAGCUGGACCGAGCGAGGACCGAAGCGGGCCCUACCGAGGGCGUGACGACGACAACGGUGAAGACGAAGAACGAAAUGAUAAGAUUGGGGAGAAGGCUGAAGAAGUUGAACUCAUGUUCUUCAUUCCUCAAUGUUGCCACUCUCAUGUCUCUCACUUUUUACCUUGCUACCCUUGCCCACCGUCUCCAGUCUACACCUCCAUGUUGACGUUUUAUAUAGUGUUGGUUGUCGUUUUAUAUAUGAUGUAGGGGGUUAUUUUCUUCCUCUUUUUUUUCUUCCCUAGAAAGACACUUUUAUAUACAGUUAUAUAUAUUCCCUCCCUCCCUUUGGUCAAAUUUUGUAAAUCUUGAGUCUUGACUCUGAUUUGUGAAAAAAUAUACGUUGUAUUA
This is a messenger RNA of Cuscuta campestris, 1772 nucleotides long. The record is from the annotation of a GenBank genome assembly. NCBI's taxonomy places the organism in Eukaryota, Viridiplantae, Streptophyta, Magnoliopsida, Solanales, Convolvulaceae.